Benincasa hispida (wax gourd) is the source of this 1311-nucleotide messenger RNA. RefSeq names its product deSI-like protein At4g17486. Lineage: Eukaryota; Viridiplantae; Streptophyta; Magnoliopsida; Cucurbitales; Cucurbitaceae. Gene Ontology annotation, biological process: protein deubiquitination. The record is from RefSeq and is a predicted model, not a curated record. Gene Ontology annotation, molecular function: deubiquitinase activity.
UUUUCUUUUUUCGUUUGCCUUUUUUUUUUCCCUUUUUUUAAUUUAUGUUUCCGAUGAUCAUUUUCUAUUGGUUGGAAGAUUAUUUAGCAAUGGAGUUAUUAGUUUCAGUAAGCGAGUGGAAGUGAGAUCGAAAUGUUGUGCAGAAGAAUCUCCAGCAAUGGCGAUUCUGGAUCGGCUCCAGUGUACCUCAAUGUGUACGAUCUGACUCCCAUUAAUGGCUACGCAUAUUGGUUCGGCCUCGGAGUUUAUCAUUCUGGUCUUCAAGUUCAUGGAAUUGAAUUUGCAUUUGGGGCUCAUGAAUAUCCAAGUACAGGGAUAUUUGAAGGAGAACCAAAGCAAUGUGAUGGAUUCAAGUUCAGAAAAUCAAUUUUGAUUGGGAAAACAGAUUUGAGUGAAGCAGAAGUGAGGUCGUUAAUGGAGGAACUUGGUAAAGAUUACAGAGGAAAUGCUUAUAACUUAAUCACUAAAAAUUGCAACCAUUUUUGCAACCAUGUUUGCAUCAAACUCACUGGAAAUCCCAUCCCAAGUUGGGUCAAUCGCCUUGCUAGAAUUGGAUGGAUUUGCAACUGUGUGUUACCAGCAACCUUAAACUCCACAAAAUUCGGUCAAAACAGAGUGCAAAAGAAAACAAGUGAAGAAAAACAAGAAAAAGAAGAAGAGAAGAAAAAUGAAGUAAUGCCAAGAAUCCAAACACCUGAAAUUUCAGCUUCUAAUUCUUCUUCUUCUUCUUCAUCUUCUCCAAUUACUCUCCGUCGAGGCAGAAGCCGAACAAGACGUCCUCGUCUUCCAACUUCACCAUUGAUUCCCAUUCCAACUUCUUAGAACACUAUUAUUAGUUUGAUUAAAUUGUAAAUUUGAUCCCUAUAAUUUGAAGAAAGUUAGAAUUUAGUUUUUAUGAUUUGAUCCUCAUAAAUAGUUCCUAUCAAUGAGGAUUUCCGUUGAGAUUAAAUUCUAAUUUUCUCGAAUCAUAAGGACUAAAUUUACAAUUUAACUAAUUAGUUAUUAAUUACCCUUCUUUGUCUCUCUUUCUUUCUUUAUUUUUUUUUAAAAGGUAUUUUUGGGGAUAUAUCAGUGAUUAUGUAAAUUAUUUAUUAUUAGGUAAAGUGGGUUGUUUGUCUCUGCAAUGUUUUUUUCUUUCUUUUUUUUAAUCCCACCAUUAAAUGUCUCCAUUUUCUUGGAUUUGGUUGAUCUGCCAUUAAAGCGGUUCUAGGCUGGGACCUGGGUUUUUAAUUCCCAGGUGAGAUGUGGAUUUGAAUCCAAAUUUGGAUGAAAUUUCUGAAUGGAGUAAAUUCAUUUUCUUAGUGUGACAAA